AGUUCCUUGGUUAGUACAACAUGGUGACCCAAUUGAGGCAUUAUUUUUCAUAUGUAUGAUUAGUACAUGACCAAGGUGAUGGAGUAUUGGAGACCGUGGUUUUGGGGGCACGCCGACAAGUACUACGUUGUUAAGUUGAGCCAAUUGAGGUUGAAGUUUGGGCCAACGUUGGAUGCUGCAAAUGACAAGAUAAUAGCAAUUCAGAUUAAGGGAACAGCUACAAAGAAAGGGAAAGUUUCUUCUUCUUCUUCAACUUCCAAAAGCUUUCUUAUUCCUUUUCAUCGUACCCAGAAACUAGGAUCCACUCACACCACCACCUUCCCCCAUAGGUUCACCAAUUCUAAGGCACCAACAAUCGUGUGGGACGCACGUGACCUCUGCGACUUUCAUCUCGUCCUCAAACACGGCACGUGCUACAUGACACUUCAUGUCUUACAUGCGGAGGGUGAUAUAGGAGAAUAUAAAUCUGAAAUGGUGGUGGUUGGAGAAGUUUCCAUGAGCGUUACUAUGGCUGAGUUUAUGGAAGGGGAGGAGAUGAAGAAUGAGUCAAAUUCUUGUCAGGUUCAAAGAACACUUCCAAUCCAAUUGAAGGUGCAUGGUUUGUUCAUGGAAGAAGCUACACUUUCGGUUUCAUUGAGCUUAUUGAAACUGAGAAACUUUCAUGACGACUUGCCAAGAGCAUUUGUAAACAAAGUGACAAGCCUUGAGGACAAAAAUAAUGGGAAAGUUGUUGAUCAAGUUGAGGAACCAAGCCCUUAUGAAUGGGACGAGUUAUCUGUGUAUGACUCAGAUGACUCAUCUGAUAAGUCCACCACUACAACCACAAGCAGCAGCAGCAGCAGCAGCACUAGCACUGCAAUUCACUGUGAAGGGUCAAGUGUUACAAAUGGGUCAGAGAGGUUUGUGGCCUCAGAUUCAGAGACCCUUUUGGACACAAUGCAGAGGAGUUGGUCCAUGUUGCCAUGGAAUAGAAGCUUCAAGGGAUGGAGUUUUAAAAGAACCUCCUCAAGGAAACAAGAGCCUUUGACCUCACAUUCAAGUCAUUCCAUGGGACCAUACUUUGAUCACAAUAAAUGCAGCGCAAGUGGGUGGGAAACUAGGGAACUUAGGAGUAGAGAUGCGCAAGCAAUGCUCAAAACUAAUGUGUUCUUUGCUUCCUUUGACCAAAGGAGCAAACAAGCAUGUGGUGAGAGUGCAUGUACAGCACUAGCAGUGUGCAUAGCUCACUGGCUUCAUUCCAACCAUAACAUGCCAACAAGGUCCCAAUUUGACAGCCUCAUCAAAAGGGGUUCCUCUGAAUGGAGAAGGCUAAGCCACAGUGAUCACUACCUAAAGCUUUUCCCAGAUAAGCAUUUUGAUCUAGAGACAGUCUUGGAAGCCAACAUUAGGCCUCUAGUUGUUACCCCUCAAAACUCCUACACAGGAUUUUUCUCCCCUGAGAAGUUUCAGUGCUUGGAAGGAGCCAUGUCCUUUGAUGACAUUUGGGAUGAGAUAACUAGAAAUGAUGAUGUGGUUGAUCAUGAGCCAAGAAUUUACAUAGUGAGUUGGAAUGACCAUUUCUUUGUUCUGAAGGUGGAAGUUGAUGCUUGUUAUGUGAUUGACACCUUGGGGGAGAGGCUUUUUGAGGGAUGCAGAAAGGCUUUCAUAUUGAAGUUUGAUGGUUCAAGUUUGAUGCAUGCAAAGGGAAGUAAGAAAGAAAGAGGUGAGAUAGUUUGCAAAGGAAAAGAGUGUUGUAAAGAGUUCAUCAAACGCUUUCUUGCUGCCAUACCACUUAGGCAACUAGAAGAGGAAGAGCGAAAUAAAGGGACUGUUUAUAAUCCUUAUUUUCACAGGAAAUUGCAGAUUGACCUCCAUUAUAGUUUGUUAUCAUCCUUGUCUUCAGCUUCUUCUAUUGGUGAACCUUUAUAACCUAAUUACUACAUAUAGCAAUUGUAUAGCUCAAUUGCUAACCUUGUGAGUCUUGAGCAAUUGUUACAAUUAGAAAACCCAAAAACAUGGCUUCUUUGUUCGAAGACUAAAAAGUUUUGGUGAGUUGUGAAUCCUAGAGGCUUAUUAAGGUCAGGGAAGGCCUAAGGUUCAAAGAGCAUUUAUAAAGAUACUUACAAACUAUUCAUCAACAAAUUCAUCACAUCAGCAAUGAAGUUCGAGCUCGCAUUGUUGUGAGAUAAAAGUUUUAUUUUUAUCAACUAGACUAACUUUGAUAGGCAAAAAAACUCAGCUUCUUUACUAACACAGUUCUGGGAGCUUCUUUUUUGUGACAACUCCUAACCAUUUACAAUUAUUUGACUUUACUAGAUUGAGGAUCAAGUAACCCAAAAAUCCAUGAACAUCGCUCAGAGAACAGAACCUGAGGCUGAUUCUUGUAAACGAUGUUGUAAUUAGUAGAGUGGAUUUGAAUGGAAAUGAAAAGAAAUUGGAAUAGUAUACUUACACAAGCUAUUGUCCUAGACUCCUAGUGCAUUCUUUGUUUUAAUUUUCCCAUCCAAUUUUUGUGCACCAUCAUUUGCCGACAAAGAAGGGGGAAACAUGAGUGGAAAUCCUCAUUCUAUCAAAUUUUUGUGUACCAUCAAUUUUUGCUGCAAUUUGGAAUUGCUAUUUAACCCAUUCUAUCUCCUUAAUGAAAUAUCAUUGUACUGAAGUACCCAAGUUCAUUUCUUAUACACCUAUCUUAUUGCAAGGGUACUGGUCAUUCUGCACAUACUCAA
Molecule: messenger RNA, 2705 nt
Organism: Glycine soja
Lineage: Eukaryota; Viridiplantae; Streptophyta; Magnoliopsida; Fabales; Fabaceae
Exons: 4
Coding region: 67-1908 (613 amino acids)
Source: RefSeq, a predicted model, not a curated record